This is a messenger RNA of Brachypodium distachyon (stiff brome), 1551 nucleotides long. RefSeq names its product ALA-interacting subunit 1. The record is from RefSeq and is a predicted model, not a curated record. Lineage: Eukaryota; Viridiplantae; Streptophyta; Magnoliopsida; Poales; Poaceae. Gene Ontology annotation, cellular component: endoplasmic reticulum; Golgi apparatus; plasma membrane. The transcript is spliced from 8 exons. The coding region runs from base 168 to 1307 and encodes 379 amino acids.
AGUCUUUUUAGUUCCUUGCUUAGUCUCUACUCCCAAACCUUGUCAAUCCUUUCCCUCCGUUUGUACUACAUCACGAUUUAUUUAUUUAUUUCGAAAGGGACGGAAUCCCCCCAGCCUCCAUUUAUUUUGUUCUGACAUUUGGGACAUUAAGCUCUAGUGGCUUUUCUAUGGCAUAUGCCUUGAAGCAGUUGCAGGAAAGGAGUUCUUCUUUGGAGCUCUUUCUUUGGGAGGAGACAGCAAUGCCGCCGGUCAACGAUGACGCUGCUGGAUCAAGCUCCGGCAGGGAUGGCCUGACAGGAGCCUCCAUGACGAAACGCAACAAGCCUCGGUAUCAUGCAUUUACUCAGCAAGAACUUCCAGCAUGCAAGCCUAUACUGGCACCCCAUAUGGUCAUUCCUGUACUUGCAUUCGUGGGCUUAAUUUUCAUUCCAAUUGGCCUCGCUUGCAUCGUGUCUUCAAAUAAGGUGGUCGAAGUGGUUUACCGAUACGAUACAAAAUGUGUGCCAGGGAACAUGCUUCACAACAAAGUUGCCUAUAUCCAAAAUGCAUCAAUAGACAAGACCUGCACAAGAACCCUCAAGAUCCCUAGGGAUAUGAAAAGGCCAAUCUACAUAUAUUACCAGCUUGACAAGUUCUACCAGAACCAUAGAAGGUACUCGACGAGCCGGAGCGACGCGCAGCUGAGAGAGCCGAAGGCGGCAGGCGACGUGGCAGAGUUCUGCAAGCCUGAAGCUUUCGCCGCCAAUGGCAGGCCUAUCGUGCCCUGCGGACUCAUAGCCUGGAGCCUGUUCAACGACACCUACAGCUUCGCCCGUCGCAAUCGUCUUCCUCGCGACGGCGACCACGGGCCGCCGCCGCUGACGGUGAGCAAGAGAGGGAUCUCAUGGCCGAGCGAGAGGGGGCACCUGUUCGGCAAGAAUGUCUUCCCCAGGAACUUCCAGAACGGGAGCCUUGUCGGCGGCGGGCAGCUCGAUCCCCGAAAGCCUCUGAGCGAGCAGGAGGAUCUGAUGGUGUGGAUGAGGACGGCGGCGCUGCCGAGGUUCAGGAAGCUGUACGGGCGGAUGGAGGCGGACCUCGUCGCCGGGGAGCUCAUCACGGUGACGGUGCGGAACAGCUACAACUCGUACAGCUACGCCGGCGGGGAGAAGGCGGUGGUGCUGUCGACCGCCGGGUGGCUGGGCGGCAGGAACGGCUUCCUGGGCCGCGCCUAUGUCGUUGUCGGCAUGGCCUGCUUCCUCCUCGCUUUGCUGCUCACGCUGCUCUGCCUCGUCUUCCCCAUGAAGGAGGAGCAUCUCUUGCUGCGGUAGCCUUCGCCGCUGAAUCGAUCGACGUGCGGCGGGCGGUCGAUUCGGUUUGGUUCUACAUUUUCCGACCACGGAUUGGGGAUUGUUCUUGGUUAUAGCAGAUCACUGUGUGUGUGACUGUGUGUGUUCUUGGGUACUAAAUUCAGAAUGUAAAUAACAUGGAACAGAAUCGAAAAUACGGUGACUGAAUGAAAAGAAAGAAAUAGAUCAAGCGACGAUAUCAUGGUAGUGGCUUCCUCCCCUCCAA